This is a messenger RNA of Dunckerocampus dactyliophorus (ringed pipefish), 4213 nucleotides long. Its product is annotated as uridine-cytidine kinase-like 1. Gene Ontology annotation, molecular function: kinase activity; ATP binding. The coding region runs from base 1528 to 3216 and encodes 562 amino acids. Lineage: Eukaryota; Metazoa; Chordata; Actinopteri; Syngnathiformes; Syngnathidae. The transcript is spliced from 16 exons. The record is from RefSeq and is a predicted model, not a curated record. Gene Ontology annotation, cellular component: cytoplasm.
AAAUGCACCAUCAGCGCUUUCAAUUUGUCUCACACUUUCCUAAUUGCUCAUUAUACAACACUCAAUUCCCCAAAAUUGCAAGGGAAUUGGACUGCUGCACAAAUGAACAAUAAAUAAGGCAACAAAUGAGACAUUCAUUAAGCACAAACUGUACAACUAACAUGACAAAUCCAUUUAUUAUAGUGGAACAUUUCUCCCAUAGUAUGAUGCAGCAAAUAUUUACAUUAAAUAUAUAUACUUUGCAGGAAUAAGGUACAAUUGACUUAAACAAAACAGUAACAAUACCUUAUCCUCAUAUUUGAACAUGCUCCAACAUUAUUACUUUAAUAUAUUAUUAUGAUAUUUGACUUCUUUCUCUGCACCGAGCAUGACAACAAAUGCAUGGAUGAGAUAUGAAAUAUUGUGGUCAGCAUCGGUGCGGUAGAACAUUCUAAUGGGAGUAGCUAUUGGAAAUCAAUGCAUGUACACUUGUACAUUAGUGCACGCCUCUGUGGCGCGUGUACAUGCACAUUUUACACACACGUUUAAAAAAAAGCACGUUUUUGUAAAACAAAAUAAUAAAAUCUUUGUCUCCAUAGAAAAAUGCAAAGAUUCAUAAUAGAUACUGUUACACAGGACGCAUGAUUACUGUAAAGUCAGUUUGCAUGAAUGUGUUGAAUACAAAAGCCUUUACGUUUAUUUUUCAGUUGCACACUUGCUGUUUUAUUACUGGAAUGCAUGUAAAACACGAGCGCUGAUGUAACUAAACUACCAUAUUCGCUGCAAACCGCCAUUAUAAACAUUUUUACCUCUCUGGCGGUUUCUAUUAACGGUGAGCAUUGUUUAUUUUAUGUCUUAAUGUACAAUUUAUUACGGCACAGAUGAAGUAUAGCGUAAAAAUAUUUUAUUAUUUUCAAAAAGGUGCUGCAUACGUGUGAGGUAUAGUAAAAAAAUAAUAUAUAUUAACAUAUAUAUUUAUAUAAAAAUACAUACACCAACAGAAACCUGAAAAAAUUGUAUUACAGUAUAAUUUUAUUGAACGUAGCAGUAAAGUUGUAAGUCGACAGGUGUCAGGUUGUGGUGCGUUCAGGGUAUCCGAAGUGAAUUGUACAUUUGAGAAGCCAUGCUUAGCGCCUGUUAAAAACCGUCUUUGCCUUGUCAAGUACAAGUUGUCAUGUGACCUGUCAUGCGUGAUCUGUCAUGCGUGCCCUGCUGCCAACACACGACGUGUGCUAUUCAAGUUGACUGUGGAAUACACGUACACGAAACAAAACCACGCUCCCUAUUUACGCGCCCUGACGUCAUGACGUCAUCCCCGUUUGGUUUCCCCCGCCUCGCCAUUACCCGGCAGACAUGAGCACAUUGAGCUCGACGGACCAGGAUGGGCAGCCGGCCGACAGUGGCAGGGAGCCCGACAGAAUGUUCCGUUCCGACAGGUAUGCAGGGCUUGAAAGAAGCCAUUCAUUGAUUGUCCAUGGCGUCGCAGACCAGGAAGUCCUUGCUUGUUAGCUGGUGUUUCUGCUACGUGAUGACAGCCUUACUCAUGCGAUGGCGGCCCCGCACGUCAGCUGCCUCCAUCGGGCAUCGUUGCGUAUUCCUGGGGAGGGUCGGCAUCUCUCACCGCCCUCCCCCUCAAGCGCACCGACAGCAGAGCAGAGCCACUGUGGGGGUUGGAGGGGGAUCCUAAACGAGAGUGGAGAAGAUUCCUUGCAUGGCCUCCCAAACUGUAUCCCUCGAUGCCCAUUGACCCCAUCCUUGUCGCCACAAAAACGAAGCACGAGCCAAUCCAAGACAGAGCCCCCGCUGCUGAGGACCAACAAAAGGACCAUCUACACAGCUGGGCGGCCCCCCUGGUACAAUGUUACCGGGACCACCUUCAAGGAGGCCUUCGUCAUCGGUCUGUGCGGAGGAAGCGCUUCGGGAAAAACCACAGUCGCCAAUAAGAUCAUUGAGGCGCUGGAUGUUCCCUGGGUGGUUCUUCUCUCCAUGGACUCCUUCUACAAGGUGCUGGAUGAAGACCAGCAGGAGCUGGCGGCAAAGAACGAGUACAACUUCGACCACCCCGAUGCCUUCGACUUUGAGCUGCUGGUCAGUGUCCUCCGCAAACUGAAGAAAGGAAAAAGCAUCAAAGUUCCCGUCUACGACUUCACGUCUCACUGCAGACGCAAAGAAUGGAAAACUGUAUAUGGGGCCAAUGUUGUCAUCUUUGAGGGCAUCCUGGCCUUUGCCAACAAGGAGCUGCUGAAGCUACUGGAUAUGAAGGUGUUUGUGGACACGGACUCGGACAUUCGGCUCAUCCGCAGGCUGAAGAGGGACGUUUCUCAGCGUGGGCGGGACAUCGGCGGCAUCAUCAAGCAGUACAACAAGUUUGUCAAGCCGGCCUUCGAGCAGUACAUUGAACCCACCGUGCCACUGGCAGACAUCGUGGUGCCCAGAGGUGGAGACAACUUUGUGGCGUUGGAUCUGAUCGUUCAGCAUGUUCACAGUCAGCUGGAGAAGCGCGAGAUCAAUGUGAGGUCGGCACUGGCCUCGGCCCACCAGGGUCAACCUUUACCCGAGACCCUGAGCGUCCUGAAGAGCACGCCGCAGGUGCGCGGCAUGCAUACCAUCAUCAGGAACAAGGAGACAAGCCGUGACGAGUUCAUCUUCUACUCCAAAAGAUUAAUGAGGCUCCUGAUUGAACACGCCCUCUCCUUCCUGCCCCUCAAGCCCGUAUCUGUGGAGACGCCGCAGGGUGAUGUCUACGAUGGCAGGGGGCUGAACGGUAAAAGAAUCACAGGCGUGUCCAUACUGAGAGCAGGAGAGACCAUGGAGCAAGCGCUCAUGGCCGUGUGCAAAGACAUCCGACUGGGAAAAAUCCUCAUCCAGACCAACCACGACACAGGUGAACCCGAGCUGCACUACCUGCGACUGCCCAAAGACAUCAGCGAGGACUACGUCAUCCUGAUGGACAGCACCGUGUCCACAGGCGCUGCUGCUCUCAUGGCCGUCAGAGUGCUGCUGGACCACGACGUGCCGGAGGACAAGAUCUUCCUGUUGUCGUUGCUGAUGGCAGAGAUGGGCGUCCACUCGGUGGCCUACGCCUUCCCCAACGUGAGAAUCAUCACCACUGCCGUGGACAAGGAAGUCAACGAGCACUUCCACAUCAUCCCGGGCAUCGGUAAUUUUGGCGACCGUUACUUCGGCACAGACGCACCGUCGGACUGGUGUGAAAGUGACGACAGCGUGGAUUUUUGAUGAGACACGUGUGUCUCUAGGAACGCUUUGUGCGUGGACAUGAGGUCAGAGGGCUCCUUGUUGCCCCGUCCUGUGUGCUGCUUGGGCACAAACACAUGUGCCACCAAAUACUUGAUGACUUUGCAUCAGCACUAAAGAGAGCAUUUGUGUUUUUAUCACUUUUUAAACCUCAGUGACACUUCUCUCCUAUAGGGAGAACCCACAGCUCUUAUUUCAUUCCUUCUAAGGAGAGAUUGACUUGAAUCCUUGUUUAUUUGUUGUCUUGUGUACAAGUUUGUAUGACAAUGUUGUUCCAACUUUCCAUAAAAUGACAAUUGUUCAUACUUGAAGUGCAAGACAGACCAAAUUGCUUGUUAAUGUGCAGUGUGAGUUUUCUGCUUUAUUCUUGUGUAUACUUGGCAACACUACCUUUUUCGAAUAUUGUCGAAAUAUAUUGCCAGUAGUUUAAGCAGCUGCUCAUGUCUGUGUUUAGUUCUGACUUUGUUGCCUGGUGUCAUGGAGACGAAGUUGGGGGGGAAAAGUGUACUAAUACCUCAUCUAUAGAAUUUUCUCUUAUCUUGAUUGAAAACAAAAACGGAACCACGUGGAGCGCCAACUUGUUAGCUGUCAUUUUGGAUGUUUUUAUUUAUUUUAUAGUUGUAAACGGCAUUACAGUUUCUUAUACAAAGAAAUCCUACAUUUUUACUUCACUAAAGUGAGAACAUGUAGUUCUCUGCUCCACAGAACCACUUCAAGGUAAUGCCGUCAUUAUCAUUUGAAGUAAAUUUUGUAGUAUUUUGCUGUAAAAAUGUUUUUUUUUUUUUAUUGUCCUCUAAACAUGCUCAGAAUAAAAUGUAACAUUUCACUUUAUGCUACCUGAAGUGUUUGGGUUUGUCCGCUAGGGGGUGAAACUCGUCUUUCUUGUAGAGCGGAAAUGACGGAAGGUAAGUUCCAGUGAGGCCUUCACCGACUAUAGGAAUUAACUGGAGCGUGUGCCGUGCGGUAAACAGCCAGGUUA